Phycodurus eques (leafy seadragon) is the source of this 2633-nucleotide messenger RNA. It is a transcript of the gene spty2d1, whose product is annotated as SPT2 chromatin protein domain containing 1. Gene Ontology annotation, biological process: nucleosome assembly; regulation of DNA-templated transcription. Lineage: Eukaryota; Metazoa; Chordata; Actinopteri; Syngnathiformes; Syngnathidae. Gene Ontology annotation, cellular component: nucleolus. Gene Ontology annotation, molecular function: histone binding; DNA binding. The coding region runs from base 150 to 2132 and encodes 660 amino acids. The record is from RefSeq and is a predicted model, not a curated record. The transcript is spliced from 6 exons.
UUUUUUUUUUUUUAAUAUAAAAUAAAAGACACACGUGGCGUUUACGUCACGCCAAAUCCAGCGUUACAGCUGUGUGAGCUGCUGGCUGAACGCGAAAAUCAAUCCCCCCCACUGUUGAAAAAGACAGCUGACACAUACAUGCUGCUAAAAUGAUGGACUUUGACAACGUGUUGUCAAUCGCCACUCAAAACAAGGGCGUCAGCAGUGUACAGAAAAGAUAUAGUUUACAAACUGGCCCACCUAAAAAAGACCUGAAGUCAAAAGGAGUAAACCCUGCUGCUGUGCAGGCACUCUUGAAGAAGCGACAAAAUGACGCCAGAGUGAGAGAAACUGAAUUGAAGAAACAGAAGGAGGAUCUUCUCGCAAAAAGGGUUGAGUUGAAGUCUGAUCGUAAAGCGAGAGCCAUGGCUUCCAGAACGAAAGACAACUUCAAAGGUUACAACGGCAUCCCAGUGGUGGAUGUUCCAAAGAAGAGGAGGUCAAAGCAGGAAAUUGAGAUGGACGAGAGAGGGAAUGAGGAAACAUUUAGAAAUUAUUCAGUUGACCCAGAGGAGGAUGAAGACAAUUAUGAAUACGAGCAAACAGAUUCUGAGCCCGACCCAGAUCCGGAACCUCUGAGGCCUGGGAAAAACUCAAGUUUUAGUGGACACAGUAGUAACUCCAGGGCCUCCCCUAAAAAACCUAGCGGUCCUCCCAAGUCUGCUCCGCCCUGCAUGAACUUUGCAGACUUGCUCAAAUUGGCGGAGAAGAAGCAGUUUGAGCCAGUUGAGUUAAAAGCAAAGAUAGUGAAGGAUGAAAGGCUCCACACAGCUGAAGAGUUAAAGGAGCUGGAGAUGGAACGCAGAGCAAAGAGCCGCAACAAAGACUUGAAGACAGAGCGAGAGCACAGGCCUCAGUCUAGUUCUGGUUUUGUGAGGAAAAACACGUCACAGAAAGAGCCGAAGAAUUGUAAACCACAAAAGAGCUUAUCAGAAAGGCCAAAUCAGUCCAAUGGGGUAAUGAACAAGUCUGUAGCAACACCGUAUAAGACUACCAUUGGUGAGAGAGAAAGAGACAGACCCAAGAUCCCAGUUACUUCAAAAACCACUUCUUCUCCGGUUUCAGUUAAACAGGGGGUCCCUAAACCUUUAUCUCAUCAUGCAGCCAGUGCUUCAAGCGACCCUCGGUUAAAAAAGGAGAGCUCUGUAUCUGUUCAAGGAAAGCCCUCAGGCAUACCUCAUUCCAAGCCUCAUGGCACAUCUGGCAGGGAUCUCAAAUCUCCAAAUAGCAACCCACAAAAAAACAGGCCUACCCAGGGUCGCUCGGCAAAGCAGGAGCGCCCAGUUGUAAAUCACAAGUCUGGAAUGGGAGAACCACCAAGGUUUGGAAGCAAUCCUGCAGUAAAAUCUAGUGGUAAUUCCUUGGUCAGACCUUUAUCAAGUGGCCGUCCCAAAGAAGAGAACCAACGUCAGUCAAGGCCUGGGGUAACACCACAGCCAAAAGCUAGUGGUAGUGGCUUACAGGGUCACCCUGGGGGGAGAGCGGGCCGGCCACCGGGUUUCGGACAAGGUCGAGCCACAAGUGGAGGGCCGGGGAUUGGACCGGGCCGAGGUCCUAGCGGAGGACCCCCGCCCAAUAGGCAACCCUCAGGCAGCUUUGGAUCAGGACCUGGGAGACCCAAGUGCACUGUGGUGUCUGAGACUAUCUCAUCAAAAAAUGUCAGCGGAGCCAGACCGGGAGUUCCUCCUCGGCCAGCGAUACCACAAAGGCCUGGUGUGGCACCCAGACCAGGUGGGCCAACAAGACCUCUGAACAGACCACCAGGUGCAACACUACCACCCAUCACCAUAGCGUACAAGAGAAAAUAUGAGGAGGAAGAGGAAGAUGAUUCCGAAAUGGAUGACUUUAUUGAUGAUGGCGAUGAUGAGCAGGCGGAGGUUUCCAAACACAUUAAGGAAAUCUUUGGCUAUGACAGAACCAAAUACAAGGAUGAAAGUGAUUAUGCUCUCAAGUUCAUGGAGAGCAGCUGGCGAGAUUUGCAGAAAGAAGAAGCAAAGAGUCUAAAAUUGGCUGUGCAAGAAGAUUUGGAGGAGGAAAGAAAAGAGCAAGAGGAGAUGAAAAGGAUCAAUGCCAAGAGGAAAAAAAUGAACUGAAUCACUUUAAAUUGUUGUCAUGGACAUGACGGACUCUUUGUCACCUGGACAGAAAUAAGACAAUAUGUUUGACAUAUUUGCAUGUAAAGCACUGUGGCACACGUGAAUAUUAUGGGACCCUUGUUGUUAUUUUCCCUUUUCUCCCUUUGUUUUCACAAACAUCGGAAGGAGUGAUACACGACAUUGAAACAGAAAGACCUUGACCUUGGACGAUACUUUUUGGUUGACGUCGAUCCAGAAAUCUUUCAAGGCAAAAUAUGUACAGAUGUUUCUGGCGUUAGAUGCAAAUGACAUUUUGCCCCUCGUUCUCCCCGUUAUUUAUUUCCCCCCAUCAAAAGCAGUCCCAAUUUAAAAAACAACGUUUAAAAAGUAAUAUUUGAGUGUGGAAGACUUGUUUAAACCUAUCAGUGCCGGUGAUAGCUGUUCUUGAACACAAUAUGUAACAUUUCAUCUCAAUUUGGAUUGUAACUACGCAAAAUGUGUAAUGUUUCUUUUUAAAAG